AUGGAUUGGAUCUGGACGCUUGCUGUGUGUUUGGGAGUUGUGUGUUCUGCUGUGCCGGGUUUGACUCAGGAGUCAUCCAAGACAUUGUUUCUGAUCUCAGGACCGGAGGUGUUGCAUGCUGGGACACCCACUCCGUUGGCUGUCACUGUCCUUGCUGACUUCUCUGGUAGGGUGGAGGCUGAAGUUGAAUAUGACAACAACAACAACAAAGUAUCCCAAACGGAGGACUUCCAAGGAGGUUUGACCAGGAUCCUCACACUCCCUCCUAUUCCUGCCUCUAUAACCCAAAGUUCUCUCUUAAACUUGACGGUGAGGGGCUACAAGGGGGAUGAUCUCAUUUUCACCAACACAACCACCCUCAGCUUCAACCUCAGGAAUGUCUCCAGCUUCAUUCAAACUGACAGAUCACGCUACCAACCGGGGGAUACUGUUAACGUCAGAGUUGUGUCUGUCCAGUUAGAUAAUCAUCCAUACAAAGGCAGAGUGGAUAUCUCUAUGCGGGAUCCCGGUGGGAACACUGUGGACAGGUGGGAGUCCACAGGGAAUCUGGGGAUCGUGUUGCGGGAAUUCAGUUUAUCCCAGACGUCUCCUCUUGGACAGUGGGCGAUCACAAUCACAGUGAAUGGCAUGACUGAUGAGAAAACAUUCAUUGUGGAGAACCAUGAGCCUCCUCACUUUGAAGUGCUGGUCAAGACGCCAUCACAGGCCCUGGUUGGAGAUGACAUCUCAGGAUCAGUGAGAGCCCUUUACCCCAGUGGACAACCUGUACAGGGAACACUGGCUGUCUCACUUACUGUGGCUUCUGCUAUGGACAAUUCAACCUCUGCAUUCAAGCUAACACAAACCAAAGAGAUUUAUGGGUCAACACAGUUUUUCUUCAACAAGGGUCAGCUUCAGGCCCUGCAUGCUUCAUCAGGGAUGGAUGAUGAUGGCCAUGUUGUUAUACAUGUUACUGCUUGCGUGAACUCCACCGGAUUUAAAGUCAGCAAAACUGUUGAAGUCCAUCUUAUGAAGAAUACAUUCCAGCUUGAAUUCUUUGAAUUUCCACUUUCACUAAAACCGUCUCUACACUUCUCUACAAAACUUAGGGUCUCUAGAUAUGACAGAAAGCCACUGAGCUCACUAGAUCGAUUGUACUCUGCUUUGGUUGAAAUCACUCAGAGAACAUCCAUGAUGGAUGCUGGACCUACAAUUGUGACACUUCCAGUGCCUGAGGAUGGGAACGUCCACAUUAAGUUUAAGUUACAGGCUCAAGUAGAGAUGCUUUUUAUUCGGGCCAGAUUCCAGUCCAGUGAGGAGACCCUGAAGGUCUACAACAACUACUCCUCUCCUAGCAGCUCAUAUAUUCAGAUCUCCUCAACUUUACCUGCACAGAUUGGAUCGCCUCUUCAAAUAGAUGUGGAAAGCACCUUUCAGCCAGCUGAGCUUCACUUUGUGGUGAGCUCUAGAGGUCAAGUGGUGGCUGCUGGGACAAAGACUUCCUCAUUUUUUUCUCUGAUCCCAACAGUGUCCUGGUCUCCUGAGGCCUGUGUCACUGUCUACUGUAUCCUCUCUGAUGGAGAGGUCACCAGCGACACAGCACACAUACCCAUCAACCAACACGGCUAUGUAUCUCUAAACUGGAGCAGUGACAAAGCCCAGCCAGGUGAGCAAGUAUCGCUCACAGUAACUGUCCUCGAACCCAAGUCCCAGGUGGGAGUCAUAGUAAUGGGGAUGCAUGAUGAAACUCCGCAGGCUGACCUAGAUUUAAAAGUGGAACAGAAAUGUAAUAUUAGGAUGCUGACCAAUGCCAGACUGUAUAAGAAAAAGCAGCCUGAUGGACUUAAAGAUGAGGUAGAAGUUCUUAUGGUGGAGAAGUACAGGAGCCACUGGCUGGAUGCCACUGAGUCCUUUCUGUGGUUAGAUGUUAAUGUUAGUGAUAAAACAUGGACAAGUGGGAAAAUAAAAGUGCCAGAUGGUGUUACUUCUCUGACAGCUGUAGCACUGGUGAUGUCAGAUAACCUCAGUUUGGGCUUCACUCCUGUGCCACAAAAGUUGACAGUGUCCAAAGAUUUCUCCUUGUCUCUCGAUGUCCCAUCAUACCUCAUCAGAGGAGAGGAGAUGGUGUUGGAGGUGAACAUCAUCAACCAUUUAGAGCGGGACAUAGAGGUCAUGCUGCUGCUAGCACAGAGUGAGGCCUUUGAGUUUGUUUUGGCAGACAGAGGUGACGUCUCUGUCGUAAAUGCCCAAAAACUCACCUUAGGAAGUCACGUCUCUGCCUCAGCCAUGUUCCCUAUAAGGCCUGUGGCUCUGGGCGAGAUGGAAAUAUCUGUGGACGCCAUCUCUGCAGAGGCCUCAGACAACCUUGUUUGGAGAGUGCUUGUGAAGCCUGAGGGAGUUGAACAGUCCUUCUCAGAGACUCUGUUUCUGGAGCUGGCACCGGUGAAGCACAACAAUUCUAGAUCCGUCUCCUUCUCCUUUCCACCAGAUGUGGUACCGGGCAGCCAGAGGGCCCAUGUGGCCUUGGUUGGUGAUAUCUUGGCCUUGUCCAUCAACAACUUGGAUUCUCUGAUUCAGAUGCCUCUUGGAUGUGGGGAGCAGAACCUUAUCCACUUUGCUCCAAGUAUUUAUGUUCUCCAGUACUUGGACAAGUCAAGUCAGGAUCAGGAGAUCAGAAGCAGGGCUCUGGGCUAUAUGAUGGAAGGAUAUCAAAGACAACUGUCCUACCAACGAACUGAUGGUUCCUUCAGUGCUUUUGGAGCCAGCGACACCUCUGGUAGCACAUGGCUGACAGCCUUUGUGCUAAGGUGCUUCCUCCAGGCUCAACCCUAUAUGCAGAUAGACCAGAGUGUUCUGAUCAGGGCCAUGACCUGGCUCUUAGGCCACCAGGGGCCCCAGGGAGAGUUCAGUGAGGUGGGGAGGUUGAUACACACGGAGAUGCAGGGAGGGCUGGAUAAUGGUCCUGUGGCCCUCACUGCUUAUGUACUGAUGGCACUACUGGAGGACAACACCUAUGCGAGCAUGUUCCCAGCCAAUGUGUCCCUGGCCCAGAAGUACCUGGAGAGCAAAGUAUCCAGUGGAGUGGUCAGUAACUACAGCCUGUGUCUGGUGGCUUAUGCUUUGACUCUGGCCAACAGUCCUGUGGCUGGCACUGCUCUGGCUGAGCUGAGCAGGAGAGCUUACUACAGAGAUGGAGUCAUGAUGUGGAGAUCCUCUGCUGGCCUGGACUCACAUGGAUGGCAGCCGCACUCAGUGCAGAUUGAGAUGGCCUCGUAUGUGGUGCUGGCUCUUUUUCGGCGAGGCAACUUAGUGGAGGGCAUUGCACUCAUCAAGUGGUUAAGCAAGCAGAGAAACCAUCUAGGUGGCUACGGGUCCACACAGGACACAGUAGUUGCCCUCCAGGCUCUGGCUUACUAUGCUGCUUUUAGUGGUGCCAACGCCAUUGACCUCAGGCUGAAUAUAUCUGCCCCAACGUCUUCGUUUGUGUCAGCCUUUCAAAUCAACUCCACCAACUAUCGGAUGUAUCAGAGCCGAGAGAUUAAUGCUGACAAAGAUCUACACAUAAAUAUAUACAUGGAAGGAAGAGGAUUCGCCAUAUUUCAGAUGAAUAUCUUUUACAACCUGGAGAGCAAAGCGUUUUCUCAGAAUCUCCAGCACACCACAGACGAGGAGGCUUUCCUAUUAGGUGUGAACAUUACUGAAGAGAGAGACCACAAUCACAUGUUGUUAUUUAUAUGCACGAGAUUAAAGAACAAUCAGGUGAUAUCUCAAACAGGAAUGGUUAUAUUGGAUGUGGGCAUGCUCAGUGGUUUCAGUCUUUCCCCUGAAGCUGCUACCCCAACAGAUCUUGUCAGAAAGGUGGAGAUACUGCCUGAGAAAGUCAGCCUCUACCUCGAUUCACUUACCAAAUCAGAGGUUUGCAUCGGACUUCCAGUCAUCAGAGAUUACAAAGUGGCCCAUGUACAGGAUGCUGUGGUGCAGGUUUAUGACUACUAUGAACCUACGAGAAGAGCAACAAGGACAUACAACUCAAAUAUCCUGAACAACAUGCACUCCUGUUUCUUCUGUGGUGAAGGCUGUGAUCGCUGUAGGCCAGGUAUCACCAUCACGGUGUCGUCCCCCCUCUCAUCUCACUCAAUACGCAGCUCCACCUACAGCUUAAGUUGCCUGUUUCUUGGAGUUGCUGCCUUUUUCACUAUAUUCUAAUUAGAUUUCAUUUUUAAAAGCUAUUAUUUUAACUAAUUAGAAGUAAUGAAUAUACACUGAGAUACAUAGAUUUGGGACUGUAUGUGCACACAUGUUCAUGCACUGGAUGCAAUUUCAAGUGUUUUUUCUUUUUUUUUUUCAUUUAAAAUUUACAAAAAUUUUCUUGACCAAUGAUUGUAACAUUCAGAGGAUCUGUGACACGUUCUUUUGUUUAGUGCACUUGUGCCCUCUACUGUUUACCAAUUUUUCAUUUGUGUUGUAUUUUGACAGAAUGUAAAUCAGAAAUUACUCUUUGAAAAUGUUGUAUCUGUUAUAUUUCAGUCCAUAUUUUUGGUUUCAUACAUUAAAAAGCAAAUUUAAGAAUUUCUUCACUUAA
Thunnus maccoyii (southern bluefin tuna) is the source of this 4561-nucleotide messenger RNA. Its product is annotated as CD109 antigen-like. The transcript is spliced from 32 exons. NCBI's taxonomy places the organism in Eukaryota, Metazoa, Chordata, Actinopteri, Scombriformes, Scombridae. Gene Ontology annotation, cellular component: extracellular region. The record is from RefSeq and is a predicted model, not a curated record. Bases 1 to 4185 code for a protein of 1394 amino acids. Gene Ontology annotation, molecular function: endopeptidase inhibitor activity.